AUGAGUCUAAGCUUUGACGACGUUCGUUAUGUAGUCCGUCUUCGCCCGAAACGUUGGAGGAUGUCUUGUGGACAGCAUCAACCUGAACGUCGGAUUAAGGCCAAACAACGGCAGUUCAAUGCGAAUCUGCCGGCGUAUUCUGGUAAGAUUGACUUACGAAUCUCUUCAUCAUCUACUUCCAUGCGAAAUGAAAGUCUUCACAUAAAUCGGAUCUUGUCAACUGGUGGUGCAACGGCCGCAUAA
Messenger RNA from Protopolystoma xenopodis, 243 nucleotides. The record is from the annotation of a GenBank genome assembly. NCBI's taxonomy places the organism in Eukaryota, Metazoa, Platyhelminthes, Monogenea, Polystomatidea, Polystomatidae.